UUGGCCGCGCUCAGCCCAAUCUGGUGCAGGUCCAACACACGUAACGACCACUUGUCCGGCGCCCCGGCCAGUGAAAACGUCACGAACCGAUCGAGCUAGUCUGCCUGUUCCUGCCACCACCAUGCCUCGUCCGUCGUCCGAUUCGCGUCGCCCAACUCCUAGCUCAGCUGGGCAGUCGUCACACACAAUCCCACCGACCGACUCUCGUCCGAGCCCUGGUCGCCGAUCCACGACGCUGGACUUUGCCGCGACCGCGGGGGCCAGACCGGAGGACCCGCAGACCCCAAGCAAGACGUCCAAACGCAAGAAGAACCGCAAUCGAAAGCGCCGCAAUCGCCGACAGUCAUUCUUGGCCGCCGAGGGUUCUCAUACUGGUGCUGCAGCUGGGUCGGUUCCUGAACCAGAGCCUCUGGACAUCAUGGCUGCCGAUCAGCCCAAGCCACAGGCGGCGCGCCCGUUCUACAAGCUCAGCGCGGAUUUAAGCAGUACCAGUUUGGAAAGCGAGGCAUUGUUAGAUCAUCGAGACCAGCUGCCCCUGCGUCCGCGUCGAGAAAGUCGGCUGGCUCAGUCGUUCCGCCCGGGCUCCUCGUCGACAGUCAUGCGUCCCGAGACGAUGUCUCGCAAUAUACCCUCGGGAAGCAGGACCGUCAUUCACGCGGGCGACGAGAGCGAUGACGCCGGGACGGUCAACGAUCGCACCCCAUUGAUACGCCCCACUUCCAGCAGCAAGUCCAAUCGCCCCCGAUACGGGACGGAGCAGAAACCGAGCCAGCUCUCGGUCCCCCGCCGACCCUCGUCGACCCGCACAACCUCCUCCCGCCGCUCGCCGCGGAACAUCUCGAGUCCGACGUUCCCAGAGCCUGAGCGGGACUACGAUGUGAAUAACCCGCCGUCGAUGCCCACGUCGCCUAAGCUGGGGCCCGAGAUGGGCUACGAUGAUGCCGUCGUGACGGGCGCCGAGUAUGACUUUGCCAUGGCCAAGUCCAUCGAGAACCGCAUGGACUCCCUAGGUCUCACCCGGCCCCAGGACAUGGUGAUUGACGUGGAUGACGAGGGUCGGCGACCCAGACGGAAGUCGGCCCCGUCCCCACCUGUCUCCCCGCAUCGCCACAGCUCCGACGGCCUGCAUCGUCGCCGCACCUUUCCGGCCGAGGAGGACGUCUGCUUCCCCGCAGAGGCCGCGUCCGAGCUGGCGGAGGAGGAAGGGAUGCGGCCCGCCCGCGAGGGGCCGCGUCGGCACCGCCGCCGUCGCCGGGAGUGGCCGGACCUGUCCGUCCUGGAGGAGUGGAGUCGCGAGGAGAAGGAGGAGCGCAUCGGCGAUUUUCGGACCAAGAAGAUCAGCGAGCCGAUGCUGGUCGAAGGCCGUCUGCGGCCGCAGUACCGUCUAUGGCGGAUGGAGGAGGAGGACGCGCCUUACCGGUUCACCUACUUCAACGAAGAGUUGCAGAGCACCAUCCACGCGCAGACCAUCUCCGAGCUCGUGCAGCCGGGCGGGAGCUUCCAGGAGCUGUUCAUCCCCGAGCCGCCCGAACUGGAUGUGUCGUCCGACGACGACGACGACCUGGAAUCGGGGCCGGACGAGCCGGCGCCGGUCCCCGAGCACCCGCGGGCCAGCAUGUCGGGCCUGGGCGAUGCCCCGAACAACCACCAUCACCACUACCACCACCAUCACUUCCAUCACCCCGCCGAACCUCUCGGCCCCGACGGCAAACUGAAUGGGCGACCGUCGGUUAUCAGCGAAGCGUUCUCGGACGCGCGCACAUCGGCAAACGCGUCGCCGUCGCGGCGGCCGGGGACGGCCAAGCCGAAGCGGUACGGGCCGCGGCCAACGUUCUGGCUGGACGUGCUGUCGCCGACGGACGCGGAGAUGCGGGUGAUCGCCAAGGCGUUUGGGAUCCACGCGCUGACGGCGGAGGACAUCAUGAUGCAGGAGGCACGGGAGAAGGUGGAGCUGUUCCGGCACUACUACUUCGUCAACUACCGGACGUUCGAGCAGAACCCGAACAGCGAGCAGUACCUGCAGCCGGUGAACAUGUACGUGGUGGUUUUCCGGGAGGGGGUGCUGUCCUUCCACUUCUCGCAGACGCCACACCCGGCGAACGUGCGGCGGCGGAUCCGGCAGCUGAUGGACUACCUGAUCCUCAGCUCGGACUGGAUCUCGUACGCGCUGAUCGACGACAUCACGGACGUGUUCGGGCCGCUGAUCCAGGCGAUUGAGGACGAGGUGGAUGAGAUUGAUGGGAAGAUCAUGCAGAUGCACCCGUCGGACCUGAGCAGCAACCGGGAGCAGGAGAAGGCGACGCAGGCGGACCGGGUUCCGCCAUCGCUGACGCCGGGUGAGAUGCUGCGACGGGUGGGGAUCUGCCGGAAGAAGGUGAUGGGGAUGUACCGGCUGCUCAGCAACAAGGCCGACGUGGUGAAGGGGUUCGCCAAGCGGUGCAACGAGCAGUGGGAGGUGGCGCCCAAGUCGGAGAUUGGCUUGUACUUGGGUGAUAUUCAGGAUCACCUCAUGACGAUGACCAGCAGUCUGACCUAUUACGAGACACUACUGUCGCGUGCGCAUUCCAACUACCUGGCGCAGAUCAACAUCCUGAUGAACGAGCGUCAGGAGCAGACAGCGGACGUGCUGGGCAAGUUGACGGUGCUGGGUACAAUCGUGCUGCCGCUGAACAUCAUCUGCGGCAUGUGGGGGAUGAACGUCAAGGUGCCAGGUCAAGACGUGGAUAGUCUGUCAUGGUUCUACUCGAUCACCGGUGGGUUGAUCCUGUUUGCCCUCGCCUCCUUCUCCAUUGCCAAACGCGUCUAUAAGAUUGUGUGAGGAAUUACGAUGACGAUGAUCGACGAUGAUGGUCGAUUCCGAUGACCGAUGACCAUGAACGAAUUUAUCUUAUCUUAUUUUAUCUUGAUUUUAUUUUCAUUCUAUCUUUAUUUCCUAUUUCUUUCUAUUGUUAUUUUCAUGGAU
Aspergillus campestris IBT 28561 is the source of this 2962-nucleotide messenger RNA. RefSeq names its product cora-domain-containing protein. The record is from RefSeq and is a predicted model, not a curated record. Gene Ontology annotation, cellular component: plasma membrane. The transcript is spliced from 4 exons. The coding region runs from base 122 to 2818 and encodes 898 amino acids. Gene Ontology annotation, molecular function: magnesium ion transmembrane transporter activity. Gene Ontology annotation, biological process: magnesium ion transmembrane transport; intracellular magnesium ion homeostasis. NCBI's taxonomy places the organism in Eukaryota, Fungi, Ascomycota, Eurotiomycetes, Eurotiales, Aspergillaceae.